CUGUUGUUGUUCCACUAGUUGCCACCAUUAUUGUUAAUCGUGUGAAAUUUAUAAUGUUUAUUAAAAUUUUAUCAUUGGAAAAAUGGUUGUUGAUCUUAAUUUAUAGAAAUUGAAUUCGACUCCUUGGAAUUUCUUAGGACGCCGGCGUUUCGUCCUAAGGCAUUGAAGGUGUUGUAUUUGGUGUCUGCAAUUGUUUCAAUGCAAGAGAAUCGUUAGAAGAUAGUUAAUGUUUGAUGUUAUUGCAAAGUUUAAGUUGCUUGUUUGUUCAAGUGGUUGAGAAGUUCCAAGUCUGUAGCUAACAUGAACGUGGAUGAUAUUUUCGACGACAUUGUACCCACAAUGGAAACUGAUACUCCAGCACUCAAUUCCACCUCUGAAAACGUUGACUCAAUCAUCGAUGUACCCAUCACUGCUGUAACAUCUGACCCCGCUAUCGAGACUUGUCUUGGAGAAGAUUCAAACCCCACUAUAAACACGUCCAACGACUUAAAUCUAUUUGAAAAUAUCAUGGACACAACGGAACCGCUUCCAAGCAACGAUGUUUCCAUUGACAAAGAAAUUAUUAUACCAGAAACAGAAGAAAGCACUGCUACGGAUGACACUCCCGCCGCUGGUUUGGAAACACCUUCCACUAGUUUCGAAGCGAGUGUGAGCGAGAUACCUGCAGUGGAAAAAGAACCAAAUAAACCUGAGGAAGGUGAGAAAAGUGGCGAAAUUGUGGCCCAAGAAAUUGAGAACAUUGACAAAACUGCAGAGGUUUCUUCAGAAAAACCCCCAGAAACAGGCGAAACUGUGAAAAAUGUAGAAGAACAAGGAAAGGAGAAGAAGGAGGACGUGGUUGAAGAUGUACCUGAAGAGAAUGUUGAAAUGAUAGAGGCGGAGCCGGCGGUAGAGGCGGAGCCAGUGGUAGAGACGGAGUCAAUGGUAGAAGCGGAGCCAGAACCUCAGACGGAGCUAGAAACACAAGCGGAACCAGAAGCAGACGCGAAACCAGUUGCUGAGCCACCAGUUGUUGAAAAUGAAAGCGCACAAGUAGAGAAAAAAGACAUAGAGGAGAAAGAUAAGGAGACGUCUCCUACUAACAAUAUUGAAUAUGUGGAAUUGGGUGGGGUGAAUGAAGAAACUCAGAAAGAUACUGCUGUGAACGCCGAUAAGGAUGAUAAUGAGGAUAAAGAUAAUGAAGCACAGAACAUUUCCGUAGAGCCUAUAGAAACCAAUAACGAAAACGAUGACGACGAGAGUCAACGAGAAAAUCCUCUCUUUGUUAGGGUGAACUUGGAUAAAGAAGACAAUGACAAGGAGGGUACAAAUAAGGAGGAUUUGCUUGAAGAAGAUCCCAUAGCGUCUGAUACAUUCAUCACUGAGAAUACAGAGGGCGCUGAUGAAGAAUUGUGUAUAAUUCCAGACACAGAAAGAGUAAUUUCACAGGCUGAGAAAGAAGCUGCAUUUUCCAUUCCACCACUUCGAGACAUAUCAGAAGCAAGCUCUUCGACAGACCCUAUAGAAGAUGCAGCUAAUGCUAUUCAACCCCCCUCAGAUGACACACCUUCUUCCAGUAACAAAUUUGUUAUAUCAAAAUGCAACAUUGAAGACUUCCAGACCUGUUUGCAGUGUGUUUUGAAACGCAAAGUCAAAUACACAGUUACCAAAGAUGAAACCAUUAAAUAUAUAUGCCACGAUAAUUGUUUAGACAAUUUCAAGCAAGAAAAUGCUGAUAACUAUUUCCUAAAUUGGGAAGGCGAGAUCAGAGUGAAAGACUUAACCAGCAACAAAGAAACGACGCCUAAACCGGCCUACGAACGAAAAUGCGUAGUCUGUAAGAAGAAAACCGACGACGAGGAAAAUAAUCUCACUUGGGAGAUCAUGGAUUUCUGCAACGAGUUUUGUUUAUCUAAAUAUCAAAAGGAGAUAGGAUCCAUUUGUGCAAGUUGUUCGGCGGAAGUACGUCCUAAUUCCCUUGGAAAGUAUUGCGUUCGUUUUGGCAACGAUAUUCGUCAGUUUUGCUCGAGUCAUUGCCUCGAGGAAUAUAAAAAAGGGCUCAAAGUAUGCUCCUACUGCCAACAAGACAUGUCUUCGGAAUCUGACGGUUUCCUAGCACCAGUAGGAGACAAAGGACAAUUUAAAGAUUUUUGCUCUCAGAGUUGCAUGGAGAAAUACGAUAUAAUGACAAACAACAAACCACCCAAAGUUCCAGAAGGAAGCAAAUGCUCAGUUUGCAAAACUGAUAAUCCAAUCACGAUCGACUAUGAAUGUGACGGAACCACAAACUACUUUUGUAGUGAUCGAUGUUUCGUCGCUUUUAGUUUCGUCAAUAAUAUCACUCCAGGGAAAUGUUCAAUGUGCAGACGAAAUUUUCCGACGGAAGUGCUCGAGAAAAAUACAAUGUUUUAUGACAACGUACAAUUCAGUUUUUGUUCAAACAGCUGCCAAAAUAUUUACAUAAUAGCACAUCGAAAAAUCGUACCAUGCGUGUGGUGCAAAGUCAAGAAAUAUAACUUCGAUAUGAUCAGAAGGUACUUCAAAACUGGUCCCGUACUGAAUAUGUGCAGUAUAAACUGCUUGAGUUUGUUCCAAGUGUCAGUUAACGCUGUGCAUUCCAAAAAGACAUUGUGUAACUUCUGCAAUAAACGUCAUCAACCCAUGUAUCACCUAACGAUGUCUGAUGCCACAAUCCGUAAUUUUUGCUCCUAUUCCUGUGUAAUGUCCUUCCAGAAUAAAUUUAAAAAAUCACCAAUCACUCUAAAUAAUGCAGAUGACGCCUCCUACCCUGUGCCAGCCGGUGAGCCUAAAAAAAAUCGAAAAUUUGCCCUUACAGAAUCACAAUGCCCUAAACCAGUUUCUCCGCCCCUUCCUGUGAUAAGCAACGUACAAAGUUUGGCAUCAAGUAAGAACGGCAAUUUUGCAAAUCCUCAACAGAAUUCCAAUAAGAGGGUCAAAAACAACGCCCCACCACAACACAUUCUUAAUUCAAACGUCGAAGUUCCCGUAAAAGUCAAACAUCAUAUCAUCAUCAAGUCCACACCGGCGCCAGACCAGAGAAACGUCGCCACCAUGUGCAAACUGCGCCAGCACCACAAGAGCACCACCAUGAAACCCAUCAUGACCGACAAAAACAUACAAACAGAGCAACGAGAAGCUGAGCGGAUCUUGAUUCCCGUUCCGAUCCCCGUAUAUAUUCCUUCGCCCCUCCCCAUGUACUCAGUCCCCGCGCCCUACCCCGUCCCAUUCCCCCUCCCCAUCCCCGUGCCCAUCUUCAUCCCCACCACUCGCAACUCCGCUAAAGGCAUAAUGAAGGAAAUCAAGAAAAUCCAAGUGAAAAUUCCCACGGAUCCAUACGAGGCUGAGCUUUUGAUGAUGGCCGAAAUGGUAGCCGGUGACAAAAAGGAAGAAAAUACUGAUUCUGAGAGCGACGUCGACGACGCCGGACCCGGAGACGAAGGAACGUUCAGUCCCGAACCCGUCGACGCUAGCAAUACUUUUGGUGAAGACAUGCUGCAAAUGGCGCUCAAAAUGGCCACCGAGUUGGAAGAACCGGCUGUAGAUCUUGAGGGGGCUUUGACUGCGAAUACUAUAACGGCGCCCCAAGGCAGCGAAAACCCUAGCGAAGAGGCGGUUGAUGACCCUCAGCCCAUGAUGCAUAUGGCCGAGAGGCAGUCAUACAGAGGUAGAAAGCGGGGGAGAGGAGGCGGGAAGCAAGGGGGUACGAAGCGUAGAAGGAUGUCACAGCCGGUAGAUAUGCCCGUAAUGCCAGCACAACCAGUGCCGCCCCCGGAACCCGCCGAGAAGCCCGACGCCCACCUCUGUCUUAAAUAUACGUUCGGCGUUAACGCCUGGAAACAAUGGGUAACCACGAAAAAUACCGAGUUGGAGAAGUCUUCCAAAUUCGCAAAACCGUUUAAAACGGAAAUAUUGCAACUAACUGCAGACGAAUUAAAUUAUUCUCUUUGUCUUUUUGUUAAAGAAGUUAGAAAACCGAACGGCGCUGAGUACGCACCAGAUACUAUAUAUUAUUUAUGUUUAGGAAUUCAACAGUACUUGUUUGAAAAUGGCCGCAUAGACAACAUUUUCUGUGAUCCUUAUUAUGAACAGUUUACUGAUAGUUUAGACGAAGUGGCUCGCAAAUUCUCAGUCCUAUAUAACGAUUCUCACUAUAUUGUAACCAGAGUUGAGGAGGAGCAUUUAUGGGAAAGUAAACAACUGGGUGCUCAUUCCCCACAUGUUCUGUUAAGUACUCUCAUGUUUUUCAAUACUAAACACUUCAAUCUGACUACCGUACAAGAACAUAUGCAGUUGUCAUUUUCGCAUAUCAUGAAACACUGGAAACGUAAUCCGAACCAAGCAGGAGUUGCUCGUGUUCCGGGUUCCAGAAAUGUUCUAUUACGGUUUUAUCCACCUCAGUCAGCCAUGCAAAAUAACACGCGCAAGAAGAAAGUAUAUGAACAGCAAGAAAAUGACGAAAAUCCCUUGCGCUGUCCAGUCAAGUUAUAUGAAUUCUAUUUGUCUAAAUGUCCGGAAAGUGUGAAGACUAGAAACGAUGUUUUUUAUCUACAACCUGAAAGAUCUUGUGUACCUGAUAGUCCCGUUUGGUAUUCGACAACCGCUCUGCCACAGGAAGCUUUAGAGAAAAUGCUUCACAGGGUAAAAAUGGUCAAAGAGAUAAAUGUUGCACUUUUAACUAGUUAAGUAGAUUUCAAUCAUAUAACAUUGUGUAAUGUGUAUUUAAUUCAUUAAUAUCGAAAAAUUAAAUCUUCUGGAUUCUACUAGCAGUUGUCACAAAAUAAACAUAGCUGUAUUUGUAUAAAUAAUUCUUUUAUUAGAUUUAUUCCAUUCAUAAGUCGUACAGAAAUAACUUAGUUGUUUUUAAACUACGUCGUAAUAAAAAACUAAACUGGA
Zophobas morio is the source of this 4893-nucleotide messenger RNA. RefSeq names its product zinc finger MYM-type protein 3 (gene woc). Bases 301 to 4683 code for a protein of 1460 amino acids. Gene Ontology annotation, molecular function: zinc ion binding. The record is from RefSeq and is a predicted model, not a curated record. The transcript has 16 exons. NCBI's taxonomy places the organism in Eukaryota, Metazoa, Arthropoda, Insecta, Coleoptera, Tenebrionidae.